Molecule: messenger RNA, 1004 nt
Organism: Chara braunii
Lineage: Eukaryota; Viridiplantae; Streptophyta; Charophyceae; Charales; Characeae
Source: the annotation of a GenBank genome assembly
CAGCUUCAACAUCCAUGAUUUGAGGCUGCGUCCCCUCACCCGAGUCACCCCAACUGCUGAGGGCUGCGUAGGUUGGCCAGUGGUGAUGGGAUGCGGAAUCUUGCUGAUAUUUCGGCUGGCGGUUCUCAUCUGAGGCGCAAGUGUCCAUAUCACGGGGUUCCUGCGCUUCUUCGUGGUUGCAGAGUGUUGUGCAGGUUGGGUGAGCCUGUUGGAAUGCCAUUUCCUGCGCUCGUUGCUUGUGAUGCCUUUUCGCCUCAUGAAGCCAGAACAUCCGCAACUGUUCUUGCUGCUGCUCCAGGAGCUGUUGUUGCUGGCAGCACAACCGUUGCUGCCAUUGUAGAUGCAGGUGCUGUAAGAUUUGUUGUUGUUGCAUUUCUCUCUGCUGCUGUUGUUGGUGAUGGUAUUGUGCCUGUUGAGCCUGCAGCAGGAGAUGGACCUGUUGGUCAUGUUCUCUCCUCUAUGUGUUUAGUUGUUGGUUAUGCUGCUGAGCCAGUAAAUGUGCAUGCUGCAGUGUCUGCAAGCGCAUUUGUUGUUGGAUUUGGCUUUGCUGUUCUGCUUGCGCUCGGUGUUGCUGGUGUUCAUGUUGUGUCGACUGCUGCUCAUGUUGCAGCUGUAUCUAUUGGUUUAGCUGGCAUUCGAGCUGCAUGUGCUGGUGAUGCAGCUGCUGUUGAGCUUGUUGUGUAUGGCAUUGUGCUUGUGGUUGUGACCGGCAUGCCAACUGUUGCUCAUGUGAUUAUUGCUCGUGUUGCAGCUGACUCUGCUUGUUAUGUUACAUUCGCGGUUGCUCCUCAUGGGCUCGCUGCUGUAAUUGCAAGAUCUACUGGUGCUUGUGAGCUUGUUCGUCUGCAUUCUGCAGUGGAAAGUGGUCUUGCGGAGUUGGUGACCCGUGCCCAUGUGGUAGCUGUUGCUGUUGGGGUGACAUAGCAUCCUCCGGGUAUCGAUCCUGCUGUUCUUGCUGCAGUCGUUUCAGUGGUAGGCACAGGUCUCGGUGUUGCAGGGACCGC